AUGAGGACGAUGGAAGCGCACAUGCCGUGCCAUGGGACAAGAGGGGAGGUGGAGGAAAGAAUCCGAAGUUUGCCCAUGGAUCUGCUGAGCCAACGAGGGAGGAUAGGACUUGAAACGACGUUCCCUUAUCUCAUCACCAAUGCCAAUGGAACGGUGUGCAACUUCUUUGGCAGAAACUCAACCGAACUGAUCGGCAGAAGCUUGCGCUUGCUCUCCGAUGGCACUGACUGCUCUCACCAUGCUUUGUUUGAAGCCGCAUCCGUGGCAGCCAAGGACGGCAGAGUAAGGACAUACCUGACAAUUACUGGAGCACAAAACUGCAAGCACGAGCGAAUGAUCAUUGCUUUCUCGCUGGGCAAGGCUUCCAAUGGAUGCCCAUUGAUCGAAAUGUUGAUUUUCCCGAUGGACAGCCAAAACCCAUUUGAGAUCAGAACUCCAAUGAUGCAGAUCAUUUCCAAAGAUGACGAAGUCGAGCAAUGUCAGCACAAGCGAAUAUGGAAGGCCGCUACUACAGACCUGCGAAGAAACUGCCCGGAUAGAGAAGUGGUGAUUACGUCGUCGAAUAACCAGGAAGUGGGUCUCUCACUUGCUCUGACAAACGGGAUAGAAACCUCACCCGUGCCCAAACAAUGUUAG
This is a messenger RNA of Guillardia theta CCMP2712, 636 nucleotides long. RefSeq lists its product as hypothetical. The record is from RefSeq and is a predicted model, not a curated record. Lineage: Eukaryota; Cryptophyceae; Pyrenomonadales; Geminigeraceae. The transcript has a single exon. The coding region runs from base 1 to 636 and encodes 211 amino acids.